Zonotrichia albicollis (white-throated sparrow) is the source of this 774-nucleotide messenger RNA. NCBI's taxonomy places the organism in Eukaryota, Metazoa, Chordata, Aves, Passeriformes, Passerellidae. The record is from RefSeq and is a predicted model, not a curated record.
CACCACCUGCACACGCCCAUGUUCUUCUUCCUGCUCAACCUGGCCCUCAGCGACCUGGGCUCCAUCUGCACCACUGUCCCCAAAGCCAUGCACAAUUCCCUCUGGGACACCAGGGACAUCUCCUACACUGGAUGUGCUGCCCAAGUCUUUCUGAUUUUCUUCUUCCUGUCAGCAGAGUAUUUCCUCCUGACCGUCAUGUGCUACGACCGCUAUGUGUCCAUCUGCAAACCCCUGCACUACGGGACCCUCCUGGGCAGCAGAGGUUCUGUCCACAUGGCAGCAGCCGCUUGGGCCAGUGCCUUUCUGUAUUCACUGCCACACACAGCCAAUACAUUUUCCCUGCCCCUCUGCCAUGGCAAUGCCCUGGGUCAGUUCUUCUGUGAAAUCCCACAGAUCCUCAAUCUCAAAUCCUAUCUCAGAGAACUUGGGCUCCCUGUGUUUUCCAUCUGUUUAGCAUUUGGUUGUUUUAUGUUCAUAGUUUUCUCCUAUGUGCAGAUCUUCAGGGCUGUGCUGAAGAUGCCCUCUGAGCAGGGACAGCACAAAGCCUUUUCCACCUGCCUCCCUCACCUGGCAGUGAUCUGUCUGUUCCUCAGCACGAGUACAUUUUAUUAUCUCAAGCCCCCCUCCAUGUCCUCCCCAUCCCUGGAUCUGGCCCUGUCAGUUCUGUACUCGGUGGUGCCUCCAGCCCUGAACCCCCUCAUCUACAGCCUGAGGAACCAGGAGCUCAAGGCUGCAGUGUGGAGACUGAUGACUUGUUGCUUUCAGAAACAUUAA